AUGCAACACAAUAUAAUAUUUAACACUGUGAAUAAUGUUGGUUUUAUUAUAUUAAAUCGACCGGAGUCCAAGAAUGCAUUAAAUCAAGAAAUGUAUAUUGAGCUUAAGCAAUAUCUACGGGAAUGGGAAAAAAAUAAGAAAUUGAUUAUCAUCAAAAGUGCAGUUGAAAACGUAUUCUCUGCGGGCGGAGACUUGAAGGCUGUGAAAAGUAAAACUGCCAAUCGGGCGUACUUCUCCAUUGUGUAUAACACAAUUUACUUAAUUGCAAAUUAUAAAAUACCGUAUGUGGCGUUCAUGAGUGGGAUUACGUUGGGAGGUGGUCUGGGCGUGUCGAUUCACGGUCAGUACAGAGUUGCAACCGACAGAACCGUAGUAGCAAUGCCAGAAGCUAGGCUGGGAUAUUUCCCUGAUGUUGGCGCAUCUUACUUUCUGCCUCGCCUUCCAGACUACGUCGGCACUUACAUGGGUUUGACUGGGGAAAAGAUAAAAGGUAACGAUGUGGUAACCAUAGGUCUCGGCACUCAUUUCGUAUCGAGCACUCGUCUUGAAGAAUUAGAAGAUGCACUAGUACGAACCUUGAAUAAAAUGGAAGUAGGGGUAAUUUUAAACAAAUUCAACGAACCAGCAGAGAACUCCACUUUGGCACCACAUUUUAACGACAUAAAGCUUUGCUUUUCCGCAUCGACCGUGGAAGGUAUAAUGGAACGGCUUAAGAGUGUAAACAACGAUUGGUCUAUCAAAACUAUCCAUACUUUGCAAAGUAUGUGCCCAGCCUCUCUAAAGAUUACACUUCGCGCACUUCAGAGGGGCGCCCAGAUGGAGCUGUUACCAUGUUUGAAAAUGGAAUAUCGGAUGAUAAGCAGAGUUUUUGAUAACCACGACUUUCGCGAAGGUGUUCGUGCUUACAUAACGCAGAAACAUCAGAAGCCAAAAUGGCAUCACAAAUCUAUCGGCGAUGUGGACGAAGAUCACGUGGAGUCUUACUUCAGAAAUCUCCCUGUAAAUGAAGAAUUUGUUUUGACUGCGUCUAAAAUAUAA
This is a messenger RNA of Leptosia nina, 1038 nucleotides long. The record is from the annotation of a GenBank genome assembly. NCBI's taxonomy places the organism in Eukaryota, Metazoa, Arthropoda, Insecta, Lepidoptera, Pieridae.